AUGACCGCCAUCGACUUUAACGCCCUCAAAGCACGGACUUUGGGCUCCGGAAAUGACGAGGAGGCUGUGACUGUCAACACCCGCGCCUUGAUAGAUAAGGUGUUGGCACGGUAUUCUGGAGAAUGGACCGUACUUAGAGAGCUCCUUCAGAACGCAGCUGACGCCAGUGCAACAAAUGUCACUAUCAAAUUCGAAACCCUUCCCUCUACAAGUGUCCCUGCUCCUACUCAACUGGAUCCAUCAGCUUCUAUAAAGCAUGUGAUUGCUCACCACACCCUCAAGCGUCUAGUACUCACAAACAAUGGGACUCCGUUCUCCCCGAAUGACUGGGCUAGGCUCAAGCGGAUCGCCGAGGGAAAUCCCGACGAAACCAAGAUAGGAGCAUUCGGAGUCGGGUUUUACAGUGUAUUUUCCGAUUGCGAGGAGCCCUUUGUGUCAUCUGGCUCAGAAGCUAUUGCUUUCUAUUGGAAGGAGAAUGCCUUGUUCACCCGACGGCUAAAAUUAGAUGAAUCGGAUUCCAGCCCAAAUACGAACUUCGUUCUGGAUUAUCGGAAUACUACAUCUCCAAUCCCAGCCCUCAUGCCACUAUGUCAGUUUCUUGCCAGUGCCCUAACGUUCGUCGGACUAGAAUCUGUCGAGCUUUGGCUGGAUGGUUGGAAACUCCUCCAUCUUCGCAAGAAGGUUGCGCCAAGUGUCAGCAUAGAAAUACCUAAAAAUGUGGAGACCAGAACUUCUGAAGGCCUCAUGAAAGUAUCCAAUGUGAUACGGGAGGUUGCCCAGAUGGAUGCUUCUUUGAUGGAGGCAGUGUCUUGGAAAUCCCCCGCCAACACCUCCCGUUUCGACAGCUCGCGACACCACGAUCCUACAGCGUCGUUGAAGUCGUUCUUCUCCCGUUUAACAGGCUCCUCUUCCAGUAGCAACUCUGCUAAGCCCUCCAACUCCGAUAAAGCAGAUCCCCAAAAAGCAAAGGAAGACCUUGCCAUCACCAAAACAUCGUCUGUAUUCCUUCACAUCAGCACUGCCACUAUCAAGACAUUCGCUAGCCAAUCAUUUAGCAAUGAACUUGAGCGUGCGACAAAGAAGCCCCCACCUAAAUCAACGACACUAGCGAUUUUAACGUCGUCCUACGAUUUAGCGGAAGCUUCGAAGAAUGAAGUUUCGAAGGACGCUGAUAUUUUUGCCUCCGUUCUACCUUCGCGGUCUGGUAGAAUCUUCAUUGGCUUUCCAACACACCAGACUACAGGCCUAAAUGCUCAUAUCUCUGCGCCAUCUGUUAUCCCAACCGUUGAGAGAGAAAGCAUUGAUCUAAAUGCUCGAUGGGUUCGCACCUGGAAUCUGGAGCUGUUGAGAGCAGCAGGGAUAGUGUGUAGGAUUGCUUUUUCUGCAGAGAUGCUGUCGCUUAACAAUCGCAUCCAGUCCGGAGUGAACAACCCUGGUCGAUCAAAGAUUCGGAAAGAGGAUAUUGCGGGAGUGUUGCCGGAAGCAGUACAUACUGUCAACCAGUUUGUGUUCCGUGAAUCAACUCCAAUAUCGCAUGUUGGGCAGGCAAUUGAAGAUUCGUUUUGGACGUGUAGCAAAUACGCAACAAUUGAGGUAUUGUCGACUUGUGGGAUUCUCCCAUGUCACAAUGUGCGAGUUGCGCCCAAAGACCUCAGUUUUAUGGACUCUAUACCGGCAAUACCAGAGGAGCUAAUGACUGGCUCCAGAGACUUUGUGAAGCGCUUGACGGAUUUAGGCCUUGUUACUGACAUCACUGUGUCGGAUAUUAUGGAGGAACUGGAGUCAAGUCCCUUGACUUCAAAACAACUUGAAGAGCUUUUAUCAUGGGUGACCAAGAAAGCUGUUGCUGGUGACAUCGAUAUUUCAGUGGUUCGAGGGUUACUACGAGCGGCAGUGGCUAAUGACGAAGGGCCCGACGGUAAUCCAUCCCGCGUUAUUGUUCUCAGUGAUGUAAACAGUUUCAUCAACCCUAAUAAGAUUCCUGUGGAAUUGCCAAUGCCGCCGUUCGUCAUGCCUUUCAGAUACACCAAGAAUUUGUCUAGGAGUUCUCUGGAGUCCCUGGGCUGGCAUGAACUGCAAAUCGAUGCCUGGAUUACGUGGCUUGUGCAGAAUGCGAAAAAUAGAAGUUCACUUCCUCCUGAACAGGAUAUUACACAGACGCCAUCGUUUGCUGCGCAUGUACUGCCCGUUCUGUCUAAACAAUGGGAUAGUUUUGGUGUACCUACAAAGACUACAAUUGUUGAACUGCUGCGGAAUAGUACUGUCAUUCCCACAAAGUCCGGAAUGAGAAAACCUCCUGAGACUUAUUUCCCGAGUGUCCGGCUAUUUGACGAUCUUCCCAUUGUCACAGGCCUCAACAACGUCAAAGAGAAAUUCCUUGCUACCCUUGGCGUUCGAAAGACUGUUGAGCUCAAUGUCAUUUUUGAGCGACUAUUGAAUAGCUCUGAGGAUUCAGUCGACGAGAAAGGGGCUCCCCGGAAGAAAUGGAGUCAUGUUGAUCUGAUCAAGUAUCUGGCUUCUGUUCAAUCCGAUAUCCCGCGGGAAGACAUUCAAAAACUAAAGCAGGCAAAUAUAUGCACCGCUGAAGCCAGUGCGCGCUCCAAAACCGAGGCUGUUCGAUAUAAAGUUUCCGACCUUUUCGUGCCAGAUGAGUUACUUAGGGACCUUGAAUUACCACUUCUCUACUGGCCGGGAAGAUAUUACCCGACGGGCCCGGAAGGACGGUUUUUAACCUUGUUGGGACUCAAGAGCUUCCCGUCGGCAAUGGAGUUAAUACAGCUUAUAGCAUGGGCAGCAUCAGUGGACAACACCAAACUUAGAGACAAAGCGAUGACCUAUUUUAUCACGAACCAUGUCGCACUUAAAUAUGCUGAGUUUGACUCGUCCAAGGUCAACAUACCUUAUCUUCCAAUUGAAGGGCAAAACAAGCUAAGCACACCGAGUCAUUGUUUUACUGACAAUGGAGCUACUAUAUUCGGGUUUGAUCUUCUGAGAAAGGACCUCCAUCCCCACGCAUUGAAGUUUGGCGUCAGUCAGCACCCUUCUCUCAGUGAGUGCCUGAAGCUCCUUGUUGCGAAACCUCCUUCAUCGAAAAAGGAAGCCCAGACUUUAUUUGAGUAUUUUGCAAGACGACUAGGGGAGAUCAAUUCGGCGACUGCAGAACGCAUCGGUCAGACGCGUAUAGUCCCCGUUAUCCGGAACGCUUCUUCGUCCGAGAAAUCUUCUUCAAUUGAUCAUAUCACGCCGCGUGAAUGUUAUCUGGGCGAGAGUGAGGAUUAUGGAAAUAUCUUUGACUUUGUCGACUUUGGACAAGAAGCAAAUCGGUUUCUAGAAUCGUGCGGCGCAAAACGAGAACCGACCAAGGUUGAAGUUGCAAAGAUGUUAGUUAAGGAGCCUGCCAGAGUAUCGUCUAAGCUUCAAAACCCGGACAAAUACCUCAAUCUAUUGCGUAGUCUUGCUGAGAGCAUUCCACAGUUGAGGAAGCACAGGGAUUUAUUCAAGGAGAUGAAAGCUGCACCCUUUCUUCUUGCGAGUAAAGAAUUGCCCUCGAAGCCCGCGCCACCCAAGACCGACGAACAGUUGCUCGAGAUGGACGAUGAAACCUACGAAGAUGAAACGCAAGGCAUAAAAGAGUGGCAGCUGGCAAAAGCUCGCGAUGCUAUUAUUGUCGACGACUAUGCCAGUUUUAGUUUGUUUAAGCAAAAUAUUCUGGCUGCUCCUCAAGAGGAGUUGCUUGAAGAUUUAUAUGUAGCCCUCGGCACUCCGUGCCUGAGUGAACUUGUGGAGGAGCAGGCGCGUUGUGGCGCUUUGGCAUUUGACCAGCGCCUUGCCACGAAGUUGCAAAAACAAAUCUAUGAGCGGUCGCGAUUGUUUCUCCAUGACAUGCCCCGCGAGAUGAUUAAGCACGAUACGAAAUGGUUGGAGAAGCAUUUGUCAGUUCAAGUGGUGCAAUCUAUCUCCCUGAGACGGUUGCUGAAAGGGCGAAAUGCGUCGCAUGUUGAAAAGAGAAGCGCAGUUGUAAUGCCAUCCCGGGGCUCUUGGGUGUUGUCGAUCUGUGCUGGCCCUCCGGAUUUGUACCAAAUUAGCCAGGCGCUCGUCCAUCUUAUUCUCAACAGACCGAAGCUGCAUUCAACCCUCACGCUGGAGAUGCUACUUAAAACGGACCUUCUUGAGCUUCGUGCCCGAGGCUACAAUGUCGAGCGUAUCUUGCGGCAGAAGGCUGCUGAGGCUAGGAUGGCAGAAAGCAAGCGUCAGCAACAGCUAGAAGAGGAGUUGAAACAAAUUCAAGAGAAAGAAGUUGCUUGGAGAAAGGAGCAGCAAUCUGAACCCGAUGAUCGUGGGAAACAGCUAUCGAUGCCGGGAGUUUUCCCGGAGUUGUCCCCUCCUCAUACGAGAUCAAGCACUGAUGAAACCUCUUUGGAAAUAGCAUCCACACGAGCUAAGAGCGGCGGCCUGUUCUCUGAUCUCACUCGACGCUUUGGAUUGGAGGAUUACGCGCGAUCAAACAACGCUAUACAAUCUGCCAUACAAGGGAUCCGCGACAGGGCACAACAACCCUUGCCCCUGCCCACGUCUUCCGACCUUCCUCCGCCAUUUUGCACGGCUAACGAAGCCGGUUCGACGAGGGAAUCCAAACCCCAAACCAUAACUUCCCCUCACGCACUCCAAUCAAACCUAAUGUCAGCCAUCCAAGCAUGCCGACCGCACGGCUCAUCAACCCUCUACAGCCGUGGCGAAAGGAACAAAGUAAUGGAGACGAAAUCAUACUGCGACGAACAGCCCUGUCACGACCUCGUAUUCGCCGCAGACACCAACUCUGGCAUACGGAUUUUCGUCACGAAAACUGUCGCAGAUCGAUCCGCGUUUUUGUUGGAGAAUUCAGUCAGUCUCAACGCCUUUGCGUCGAUAUUGACGGAUUGUGCCAGCGUGUUUUCCGUCCGGCUGAACAGUGUUAGCAUCUUCUAUGAUCCGGCCGGCAAGACUAUAGCGUUCAACAGCCAGGGCAGCAUCUUUUGCAAUUAUCUCUACUUCCAACAGCUGCACCAGCCGCAGAUGGUUCAGGGCGGGGUUAAUUGUCGCGACGAGCCGUUGGUGUAUUGGUGGGUUAUCUUUUGCCAUGAGCUGGCGCAUAACUUAGUUGCGGACCAUAGCUCGGACCAUAGUUUUUACACUGAGGGCUUUGUUACCCAGUACUUCCCCAGAGUUGCGCGGAAGAUGGCUGAGUAUGCAGCAGUGCCAGGGGCGGCGUCGACUCCAUCGCCCGGACUUUCAUCUCCUCCCCCGAACUGA
This is a messenger RNA of Paracoccidioides lutzii Pb01, 5289 nucleotides long. RefSeq lists its product as hypothetical. The transcript is spliced from 3 exons. The record is from RefSeq and is a predicted model, not a curated record. The coding region runs from base 1 to 5289 and encodes 1762 amino acids.